Messenger RNA from Vidua chalybeata, 4614 nucleotides. RefSeq lists its product as uncharacterized. Gene Ontology annotation, molecular function: RNA stem-loop binding; RNA-directed DNA polymerase activity; aspartic-type endopeptidase activity. The record is from RefSeq and is a predicted model, not a curated record. The coding region runs from base 1248 to 2831 and encodes 527 amino acids. Lineage: Eukaryota; Metazoa; Chordata; Aves; Passeriformes; Viduidae. The transcript is spliced from 4 exons. Gene Ontology annotation, biological process: proteolysis; RNA-templated DNA biosynthetic process; viral process.
AUCCGAGUCACGGCACCAAAUUGUGAUAAAUUGAGGCGAAUAAUUUGAUUCAGCCUUUUUAAGGUCAAUUAGAAUUUUAUUAAUUACAGCAAGCAGUAGCAAGCAAAACAGCGCUGGGUGGGUAGGGGUCUCCUAACCGCCCCUCCUGCAGUGUCCCACACUGCAGUGCUCCACACCCCACCCCCCUUAUUCAGUCUCUUUUGUAGUUUCUUGGAGGUUUCUUCAUUCGCGUCUCUUGCGAUAGCGGUGGGCGUAGCUUGAGCAUCCCUCUGCAUCGUGUCUGCGUUAUGUCAAGGCAGGUGAUCGUUGGUUUCACAAUCGGUUCCGGACAGUGAUGGGCAUACCCGGAGCACUCCUACGUUGUCUAGUCCGGUGGCCGUUGCCUGGUGGUCGCUGAUUUCAUAAUCAUCUCCGGCCAUCCCCCAACAUCCUUAGCCUGUGUCUGCAAGAGAAGCUAAGAAAAGCUCCCUAAAUGGUGAUUAAUCAUACUUGUGGUCUUGCGUUUUGCAAUAUGUCUAUAGCCUUGCAAUAUGCCUAUAGCCUUGCGGUUUGUAGCAGUUGCUUCUUUAUUGUCCUUUUUUUAGUAAAACCCACAAGUUGCUGUUUCCCAACUUCACAGAUGCUUCCCCUAUCUCCUAACAAGCAAGCUAGUCCCUCAUACUUUAAUUUUAUUUUUCCUCCUUUAAUAUUCCAAUUCCUUUGAUGAACAAACAAGUUACCACAGUUUAUCACAUCCCGAUUGUACCCUCGAAUGCUAAACCCUCCUACCCCUACGCAGUAAAAGAAUCCUCACCCCGCCCUUCGGGGCUCUCGGAAUCUGCCUCCCUUCUGCUUCGUUGUCUCCCUGUUUGCCCCUUCUGCGACCCUUCAAUAAACGAGCAGGAUUUCAGCAGCCCGAGUGUCCCUCCCGUUCUUCUGGUGGACCCUCAGAUGUACCAGCUAUCCGAGCUUCGUGCCGAGUGCCUAAAAGCCCCCACGGCUCGGCAACUGGCUGCCCGAACAGGGACGGACACCAGCGGGUCCAGUCCUUGACCGUCUCCUGGAGAUUGCCUGCUCUGUGACCAGCCUUCUCCAGGAUUGCAAGUGGCGUUCGGGACCAGUUUCCUGGGACAGUCGGCCUUUCAGUUCGGAAGGCUUCUGUCUCCUGGGUUCUGCUGAUAACCGACGGACCUUCGAGCUGCGCGGCAGCAGCAACGCCCUCGGACCAGCAGAAGUUCCACCAGACCCCUCUUCGAUGUCCCCGUUUUAUGCCUGUGUCCUUCAGAGUCCCCCAUGAUUUAAGGUAUAUUGCUAAGGCACUGUUUUCUCCCACCGAAUGCGACCUCUGGGAGAUUCAUUGGAAAAAACUGUUGAAACCACUCCUGCGCAAGUAUGAUCUCGCAGAGGAGGUGGGAGAGGGGGAUGAGGCAAUGGAAGCCCUUGCUGGAGAAGGGGAGUUCAGCAGUCCGGAGGACCAAAUUCUACUAGCACAGGAGCUGCUUCAGGACAUAGCAGCAGCGGGAAAGGAGGCACUCCUGAAGAUACCGGAUGCGACAAGGGUACCAGCCAGCGGGAAACUGGCGGCGAAGUGCGAGGAAGGGCUGCGCGACGACACCAAGUGGCCCUUCUCAGCAUCCCAGCCUCCCGACCAUCAGGGAGGACGAGUGGCCGCGCGGCCAAGUCCAGCAGUUCAGCGCAGCCACGAGGACGGACUCCGCCUCUUCCGCCGGACAGGUACCCUAAAUCAGGGCAAUCAUCAGGUCCUCCGCAGCAGCGUCACCAUCUCUCUCCAGGAUGAGGACCUGACGAGAAUUCCUGCUGGGUUCCUGGGCCCCCUCCACGACUGUCGGGACACCACCGUGCUCAUCUUAGAAGACUCCUUCAACACGCCGAAUGAAAUCACCAUCUUACCUGAGGUAGUGUGUUUUCCACCAGGAGAGGAGAUCACCGUCUCCGUCAUUUGUAACCACCCACCAUUUACUUUAAGGAAAGGCGAUCCUUUUGCUUUGCUUUACGUACUGGACACCCACGAUGACCCGGACACAGAGAGACAUGUUUUCUUCACCCAAAAUGUAUGUAAAGAAAGACCAUUAAUUGAUGCCAAACUUUCUUUCCAGGGAAAGUCGGUGCAGAUGCGGCUCAUGGCAGACACAGGAGCUGACGUGACCAUCAUCCCCCAGACUUUUGUAGCGCAGAUUUUAUCACCUGUGCGUCGGCUUUUCCCUGAGGCCAUCAUCCUGCAUGACAUGGAUGAUGUGCUAGUUUGUGCUUCCGACUCGACAUACCUAAAGGCAACACUGGACAAGACUAUUAAGGCUAUCAAAGCUGCAGGGCUCCAGAUAGCAGAAGAGAAGAUCCAAUUCUCAGCACCAUGGAGGUACCUCGGAUUCCUCAUCACGGGAAGGACAGUGACGCCACAGACACUGACCAUCAACAAGGAUCCGAAGACUCUGCGAGACCUUCAGCAGCUGUGCGGAACGAUCACCUGGAUCCGCCCCCUCCUGGGACUGACGACUGAGGAGCUGUCACCUCUCUUCUGUCUGCUUCGAGGCGACGGAGACCUCGCCUCACCACGCGAGCUGACACCUGCCGCGCGGGAAGCCCUGCAACGGGUUGCUGUUGCUCUGAAGUCUCGCCAGGCACACCGCGUGGUCCGGACCCUUCCCGUGAACUUCGCGGUGUUGGGUAAGUGCCCCCACCUCCAUGGACUUCUCUUCCAGUGGGAUAACAGAGCAUCUGAUCCCCUGGUCAUCUUAGAGUGGCUCUUCCUACCACACCAGCCCUCUAGGACGAUCACGACCCCUGCAGAAUUGCUAGCCACUUUAAUAAUGAAGGCACGACACCGCCUCUGAACCCUCGCAGGGUGUGACCCUGAGUGCAUUUACUUACCUGUUAGAUUAGAUCAAUUGGACUCGUUGUUGCAAACUAAAGAAAAUUUGCUCAUUGCUCUGGACAGCUUCCCCGGACAAAUUUCGGUUCACUAUCCUAAGCAUAAAUUGUUUAAGGAUACAUUGCAUUUGGCCCCGAGAAUGUUUAAAAGCAAAACACCAAUUCCAGGUGCUCUCACGGUGUUCACCGAUGGGUCGGGCAGAUCCCACAAAUCGGUGAUCACUUGGAAGGACCCGGACAGUCAGAAGUGGGAGUCUGACGUCCAAGUGGUUGAGGGUUCCCCCCAGAUGGCGGAACUUGCCGCAGUCGUGAGAGCAUUCAAAAAAUUUCAACAGCCUCUGAAUGUGGUCACUGAUUCGGCCUAUGUCGCUGGGCUAGCAGAAAGGGCCGAAGGUGCCCUCCUCAAAGAAGUUUCAAACACAAAUUUAUACCGUUCACUCUCGGAUCUCAUUUGGCUACUUUCCCAUAGAGAGCAACCUUAUCAUAUCAUGCACGUAAGGGCACACACCGAUUUACCCGGAGAGAUCACUGAGGGUAAUCGGAAAGCGGACCUCCUAGCCAUGUCAACACAAAUAUCUGCAACCGCUUCAACCACCUUACCAGACAUACUCCGGCAAGCGCGGCUCAGCCGUGCAUUUUACCACCAGAAUGCCCCGGCUCUAGUGCGACAGUUUAAGAUCUCGAUAGCACAGGCAAGAACCAUUGUUUCUACCUGCCCGAGCUGCCAGUCUUUCGCUCUUCCUUCCCUCAUUUCGGGGACAAAUCCCCGAGGGUUGGGAGCGCUAGAGAUAUGGCAGACAGAUGUAACACACUUCGAGCCGUUUGGUCGGAUGAAAUACAUACAUGUCUCUAUUGACACGUUUUCCGGCGCAGCGUUUGCCUCCGUCCAUGCAGGCGAAAAAACCAGGGAUGCCAUGAAACAUCUUUUCAUGGCAUUCUCUACGUUGGGAGUCCCAUCUCACAUAAAAACUGAUAAUGGCCCAUGCUAUGCGUCAAAGCGCUUCGGUGAGUUUGCGCAACAGUGGGGAAUUUCCCAUACCACCGGAAUUCCCCACAAUCCUACAGGACAGGCGAUAAUAGAGAGGGCCCACAGAAAUCUAAAAAGGCUCCUUGAACAACAACAUAAGCCGGACAUUACAGUGAGCCCAGCCGAAAGGUUAUGUAAGGCCCUGUAUGUCCUGAAUUUUUAAACUGCUCAGAAAGGGAGCCUGACCCUCCUAUUAUCCGCCAUUUUCACAAUAACACCAGAGCGCAACUCGCCGAGAGGCCACCAGUCUUGAUAAAGGACCCAGAAUCCAAAGCUAUCCAGGGCCCUUUCCCUCUAAUAACCUGGGGGAGAGGGUAUGCCUGUGUUUCUACAGAUAAAGGACCAAGAUGGAUUCCGGGGAAAUAUGUCAAGCCCUUUGUAGAGGUGCCAGCUCAGCAAGACAACGUGUCCUUGGUGCAAAGCACCGAGAACACCUCAUCACUGGACGGAGUUUCCACUGCCUGGAAGAGGAGGAGAAGAAAGACCGUUCCUCCCAAUAUCGUCACAUGUGUCAUGAUUACCCGAAGAUAUUUUCCCCCGCUGAACUCUAUGUACCCAAUUACCCCACCGCCCCCUGUACCCUUUCCUUUCCCCUAACCUCCCCUUUCCCUCAAUCCUUACCCCUUUUCUCUAAUUUUAUUUAGUGCUUAUUUAGUAAAUAAAAACGGGGGAGGUUGGGGAGGGACCACUGAGGAAAAUUUAUCAUUCAAGUUAUGCUU